AGGAAAGAAAAACAAAAGUAAAGCUUCAAAGUAGAAACCCUAAUUUCCAUUGCAGGUACGAAUCCUUGAGCCCAAAACGUUAAAUCAUCAUAAUUCUCCGCUAAAUUCUCAGUGUCGAAGAGCUUAGCAUCACCAAAACGCUCGUUUCAGUCUCCGAGUCGAGCCAUUCCAUAAUCCCAGGAUUGCGCUUGUUUUGGCUCUUUGAGUCCGUGGACUUAAAAUCAGAUGAGGGAGAAUAAUUGAAGUUAAGAAUGAGUAGGCUAUCAAUUCGGCCGCGGCCUUUAGACAUACACAAGAAACUGCCCAUUGUCAAAUCAGUAAAAGAUUUUGAAGACGACAACAAUGAUACUACACCUCCUCCUACUAGUACCAGUACAAGUGGUAAUACCAAUAAUACUUCUGCCACCACCACACGCAACUCCCACCUCCUCCGUCUCAACUCUUCUUUUACAGACCAUGACACCCCAGAGGUCCAUCAAGCCCCUACCAAGAAAUCAGCUUCUGAAAUACCAACGCCUCAGUUUGUGGUAGUUGAUACUUAUGAGCGAGACUACUCUCAGACGUUUGCUCAGCCCAAUUCUUAUUUACGUGCAAGAGGAGCUCGGGCUGAGAUUGGGGAGUUUGUUGAAUAUGACUUAGACAAUGAGGACGAGGAUUGGCUCUAUGAAUUCAAUAAAGACCGAAAAAUUCUUACACCUGAAAAAUUUGAGAUUCUUCUUUUUAAGUUGGAGGUGUUGGAUCAUAAAGCUCGGGAAAGAGCUGGACUUAUAACACCUACUCUUGGUUCGCCCAUUCCUGUACUUCUACAACUAGAUGUUGCUAUUGAGGCACUACAAGCUCAGACCAUCAGAUUUGCAGUCUUCCAGUCUGUUUAUAAUUAUUGGAAAGACAAGCGUGAAAGAUGGCAGAAACCUAUAUUGCGACGUUUGCAGCCUCCUCCGCCGGUUAAUGAUACCAACCCAUACAAUGUCUUUAGGCCAAGGGAGAAAGCCCACAGACUCCAUACCAGAAGGAUGCAAAGGAGAGAAAAUAAUGUGCAGUCAUUUGAAAAGCUUCGCCAGGUCAGACGCAACCUUGACCAAGCAAAGACUAUACUUGAGGCUUUGAUUAAGAGAGAAGAGAAAAAGAGAGAUGUCUUGGAGAGUGAAGUUAAUCUCCAAAGGAUGCAAGUGAAGUACAAGCAUGAAAUUGAGCUUCUCGAGGAUAGCUUGGCACUUCCUGGGUUUCCUCCUGUUUCUUGCAAGUUUGCUUCAAGCGAGGAUGAAUUGGUGGACUCAGAUGACCUUGCAAGUAGCCGCCCGCGUAUGCGACCUGCUGCAGUUCAAAAUCAACCGUACACAGAGUCCAACGUGGUUACAGUUCCAACAGCAAACAUUAAGCAAGAGUUCAGGCGUCGACAUACACCACUUGGAUGGCUGCAUAAAUUGGAUCCUCUUGAGCCAGUUUUGUUGUUCACGAAACCUCUGGUCCCAGAAAAGUUAGUUGCUGCAGGCAUUGUCCCACCAUCAGAUACUUCAGCCAAGAAUGGCACGUCGGCACCAACUUAUAAAUUUCACGGAAGAAUUGGCCGAGGGGGUCGUAUAGUGUUUGAUAGAUGGAAUCCUCUUAUGCAUACUCCAAUUGAUUGUGGUACAUCUUUUUACAUUCCGCCAAAACCUCGCUCAUCAACAUAUAAUUAAAAUCGAAUUCUUGGUUGUCUUAAUUCAAGCUGUUACUGAAAAUCCCUCUGUAAUGGUUUUGAUCGAUAUUUCAUGUUAUACAGUGGGACAAGCGAAAACGGCGAGGGUUGAUGAAUGAAUUGUUGGUUUUGGUAAUGUGUAUUUUUGGCCAUGCCAGGAAGCUAACCCUACGUAUCUAUCAUGUUAUUCCAUUAGCUCUUGUUUGUCA
Pistacia vera is the source of this 1887-nucleotide messenger RNA. RefSeq lists its product as uncharacterized. The record is from RefSeq and is a predicted model, not a curated record. Lineage: Eukaryota; Viridiplantae; Streptophyta; Magnoliopsida; Sapindales; Anacardiaceae. Gene Ontology annotation, cellular component: piccolo histone acetyltransferase complex. Gene Ontology annotation, biological process: regulation of transcription by RNA polymerase II. The coding region runs from base 252 to 1679 and encodes 475 amino acids. The transcript has 13 exons.